Messenger RNA from Stegastes partitus (bicolor damselfish), 953 nucleotides. RefSeq names its product uncoupling protein 2 (gene ucp2). Gene Ontology annotation, biological process: transmembrane transport. Lineage: Eukaryota; Metazoa; Chordata; Actinopteri; Pomacentridae. The transcript has 6 exons. The record is from RefSeq and is a predicted model, not a curated record. Bases 1 to 936 code for a protein of 311 amino acids.
AUGGUUGGAUUUGGACCUGCAGAUGUGCCUCCAUCAGCAGCUGUGAAGUUUGUGGGAGCAGGAACUGCAGCCUGCAUUGCUGACCUGCUCACCUUUCCUCUGGACACCGCUAAAGUGCGGCUGCAGAUCCAAGGAGAGGUCAGAGCCUCAGCAGCUCCAGGGAAAAGCCCUGCAGUGACAUAUCGUGGAGUGUUUGGCACCAUCACCACCAUGGUGCGCACAGAGGGACCUCGGAGUCUUUACAGUGGACUGGUGGCCGGACUGCAGAGACAGAUGAGCUUUGCCUCCGUCCGCAUCGGUCUCUAUGACUCUGUUAAACAGUUCUACACUAAAGGCUCUGAUCAUGUUGGCAUCGGCAGUCGGCUGCUUGCAGGAUGCACCACAGGUGCCAUGGCAGUUGCUUUUGCUCAACCUACAGAUGUGGUAAAAGUCCGCUUCCAGGCCCAGGCCAGGUCUGGUGAGCAUGCUAGACGCUACUGCGGCACCAUUGACGCUUACAAGACCAUUGCUAAGGAAGAAGGUGUUCGUGGACUAUGGAAAGGUACAGCCCCAAACAUUGCACGCAGCGCUAUCGUUAACUGCACAGAGCUGGUGACAUAUGACUUCAUCAAGGACAUGCUUCUUAAGUCCACUGCCCUGACAGAUAACCUGCCCUGCCACUUUGUAUCGGCCUUUGGUGCAGGGCUGUGCACAACAGUGAUCGCCUCCCCUGUGGAUGUGGUCAAGACAAGAUAUAUGAACUCUCCUCCUGGCCAGUACAGCAGCGUCCUCAAGUGUGCUGCUGCUAUGAUGACCCAAGAGGGACCACUUGCCUUUUACAAGGGGUUCAUGCCAUCUUUCUUGCGCCUGGGCUCCUGGAACGUGGUGAUGUUUGUCACAUAUGAGCAGCUGAAACGAGCCAUGAUGGCAGUGAAUCACCGCCACACAACUAUAUAAUCACUAUUGUCACAAGG